This is a messenger RNA of Pyricularia pennisetigena, 1965 nucleotides long. RefSeq lists its product as uncharacterized. The record is from RefSeq and is a predicted model, not a curated record. Lineage: Eukaryota; Fungi; Ascomycota; Sordariomycetes; Magnaporthales; Pyriculariaceae. Gene Ontology annotation, biological process: sphingosine biosynthetic process; ceramide biosynthetic process. Gene Ontology annotation, molecular function: serine C-palmitoyltransferase activity; pyridoxal phosphate binding. The transcript has a single exon. Bases 1 to 1965 code for a protein of 654 amino acids. Gene Ontology annotation, cellular component: serine palmitoyltransferase complex.
AUGCCCCGGAAGCUGCUUUUGAAUCCCUUCUCGAACACCGUCAGCAUGCCACAGGAUAGAAAAGCCUCUCAGCCCAAAGGCAACCGCUUCACCCAACUCUUCUCCGCCAGACCCAAAGAGCCCUCGUCUGCCCAGCAGGCGCUUGCCCUGGCGAUGCAACAACAACAUGCCAACAAUGCCUCGUCCCUCUCGGAUGCCAGGGAAAUAACGGUCACUCGGUUGGACGAGAAGCCUGCGGGCGUUCUCCACCCACAAUCGAGCCCUGAACAGGGCAUUACAAGCCGCGCCGAAGCUGAAUUCGGCCCUCUGUUGUCGCAGUCGCACCGCUACGUCAGCAAGCACCAGGGCGAACCCCUCGAGACUCCCGUCCUGGACGAGCCUCCAUACUACUAUGUUCUCACAACAUACAUAAGCUACCUCGUGCUUAUUCUUGUUGGUCACAUCCGUGACUUUUUCGGCAAGCGACUGGGUGACCCUAAACAUUAUGCUUCACUCAAGGCCGCCAACGGCUAUGCCCCGCUCAACGAAGACUUUGAUAACUUCUACGUUCGACGACUCAAGAUGCGUCUGGAUGACUGCUUUGCCCGCCCGACUGUCGGCGUGCCCGGUCGCUACAUCACGCUCAUGGACCGCACUUCGGAUGACUUCAAUCGUACCUAUAAAUACACUGGCACUCACACUGAGACCCUCAACAUGAGCUCCUACAACUACCUGGGUUUCGCCCAGUCGGAAGGAACCUGCGCUGACGCCGUCGAGGAGUGUGUCAAGAGGUAUGGUCUUAGCUUCUGCAGCCCUCGAAAUGACGGUGGGACUUCGGACCUCGCUCUUGAGGUCGAACGUGAGGUGGCCGACUUUGUCGGCAAGCCUGCUGCCAUGGUUUUCCCCAUGGGUUUUGUAACAAACGCCAGCUCAUUCCCCGCUCUGGUCUCCAAAGGCUGCUUGAUUAUCUCAGACGAGCUGAACCAUGCUUCCAUCCGUAUCGGUGCACGUGUCUCGGGUGCCGUCAUCCGGUCGUUCCGCCACAACGACAUGGAAGACCUCGAGAGCAAGCUUCGUGAUGCCAUCUCCCAAGGACAACCGAGGACGCACAGGCCGUGGAAGAAGAUCUUGGUGGCCAUUGAGGGUCUGUACUCUAUGGAGGGCACCAUGUGCGACCUGCCCGGCGUCAUUGAGCUCAAGCACAAGUACAAGUUCUUCCUCUUCGUCGACGAAGCCCACAGUAUCGGUGCUCUUGGCCCUCGAGGCCGUGGUGUUUGCGAUUACUUCGGCAUUGAUCCCGCCGAGGUGGACAUCCUCAUGGGUACCCUCACCAAAUCAUUCGGCGCCAACGGUGGUUACAUUGCCGCCGAGAAACACAUCAUCGACAAACUUCGCGCUACAAACAAUGCCACCAUUCUUGGAGAGUCUCCUACUCCCUGCGUUCUCAUGCAAAUUCUCGCUUCCCUCAAGCUCAUCACUGGCGAGCUGAACCCUGGGCAAGGCGAGGAGAGACUUCAGCGCAUUGCAUUCAACUCUCGUUAUCUCAGGUUGGGACUUAAACGUCUCGGCUUCAUCAUAUAUGGACACGACGAUUCACCAAUCAUCCCCCUCAUGCUUUACCACCCGGCUAAGAUGCCUGCCUUCAGCCACGAAAUGCUCAAGCGCAAGAUUUCGGUUGUCGUCGUUGGAUACCCCGCAACCCCUCUGAUCAGCUCCCGCGCUCGUUUCUGCGUUUCGUCAGCUCACAACAAGGACGACCUUGACAGGCUGCUAGCUGCUUGUGACGAGAUCGGUGACAUUCUGCAGCUCAAGUUCUCCAGUGGUAUCGCCGGUGGUCUUGACCCUCUCCCAGAAGGAGUCACGCCGGAGACGGAGGAUGAGUGGCGCAAGGCGAAUGGUCUCGAGGGAGUCAUCAAAGCCCCAAGGUGGAAGCUUGAGGAUGUCAUAGCUCGCGGCGCUGAAGACACCCAGCAGAGGCUGCGUUAA